AUCAGGAAGCCUUUGAGACUCAUUACAGUACAUGCAAAACACGCAGCACGUUCCCACGAAAUGGGUCGGUGCUGCUGAGUUGGUUUAGUGUUUUUGAAAUAGAAGUGGAAUACAUCGUUUCUAAAUGGAGCCAACCAGGCGAGCUCGCGACAGGAUGCCUUUCGUCCUGUUCAUUUUAGGGAAUAUUGCAACAGCUCUCUCUGGACUGACUCUUAACUGUACCAACGACUACGAUGAAUUUAUGUUUUGCCAACUUGAAGCUCAAAACUGCACUGAAUACCGUAUGAUUCUACAAAACGACUCCUGGAAGAACAAGCAGAAUCGGUGCGCUUUCGAACAGUGUGAUGCUGGACCGUGUUGUUGCUCUAUUCAAAUGACGCUAGUAAAGGGGGAGACUCAUACAGCGACAGUUUGGAAAAGAAACAAAACCAUGGAGUCCAAAAUCAUUAACGUCAUAGAAACCAUAAAGCCCAAAACCCCAACAAUCGUCUCUGUGAAAGAAUCCAAUGGGAAUUUUCAAGUCAAGUGGAAGACAAACUAUGAUCACACAAGUUGGUUCAGUAACAGCUUGAAUGCUAUAGUGACUUACCAUAAAAAAGGAGACAAAGAAGAGCAGCAUUCUAAAUCUUUCAAACCAAGUCAACUUGAUGGAGACUAUUACUAUGAGAUACUUGGUGGACCCUUGGAGCCAAAUACGAAAUAUGAAGUCAGCGUGAAAAGCGUCACGAAUAACAAGUUCAGCGACAGCAGUAAGGAGGGGGAAUUCACAACCCUAGCUGUGAACAAGGACAAAACUCUCCCGGCCGUGGCCCUCAUCAUCAGCCUCAGUGUUGCUGCUGUCCUCAUCAGCGUUGCUAUGUAUGGCUGUUAUAUAAAGCUCAAAACAAAGUGGUCGGACAUAGUUGCCAAAUGUCCAAAUCCAAAACUACUGCUUUUGCAUUCAAGUGAGCAAGAGGUCUUGAAGCCUGCCCCGCCGAUCCUCUCCUCUGUCUGGGUAGACUCCCCCGAUCCAGAGGACAGCACAUGGUCGGAGGGUUCAAUGAAAGACAUAAGCAGUGGGAGCCCUCAGCAAAGCAAUGGAAUCAGCACUGGCUCUUCUUGUCUUAGUUAUGCUAAGGUAGAACCCACUGACAUUAUAGCCAGAGUUCAGGAUGCCCUUUGUUUGGCCUUCCCUGAUAUACGCCCGAUGUCACCUUUGACUACCAAUCUGCUCACAGAACCAAACAAAAACUUUGGUUUGCCCUCCUCUCCCUACAAACCCUUUGGUGUCAGAGCUGAUGACACAAGUAUUGGAUCAUAUUGCUUUGACAAUCAAACCUAUUGCAGCCUACUUCCCAACUUCGAUGGCUCUGAUGUCAAGGCUGAAAUUCUUUGUGACUCUGAAUACCUUCAUAGUUCGGGGGACAUUGUACCCCGUGUUGACCAACAGGCACUGGCUUGUCCACUUUUUAAGUUACCACCAGGGGAUUCAGCUCUUAUGCCAAUCGACAUGUCAUACCAGCAGAACAAUGCAGAUUCUUGGGGUGUUUCGCAUGCUGAAGACUCCAGUUUGUCCUCAGGGUCUAGUGGAACCAACACAAAUGCGUCAUGCGAUCAUGUGUCCGGAGUUAAAUCUGACGGUGAGGGCUUUGAUGAGGCCGUCCAUGAUGCAACAAAGCUACUUGAAAAAACAGAAGGGGUGAUAAUAUGUGAUGAAAACCCCUUCUACGGCGGUGUGCCUGCAGGCUUGCAGAGCCUCCUUCCAGUAUACGACGACUACCAGCCAUUUCAGAGUCUGGUGGAGCAGCCUGGUCAUUUGUUUACAGAGGAGAAAAGAGGUGAGAAAGAGGAACAUGUAAACACAUAUCCAGAGGAAUCAUUCCCCAAGAUGCCUCAAAGCUUCUUAGGACCCCUUGCUUCAGGUUUCAUUAACAAUGUCCAGUGUCCCUCCACGCUCCAAACACAGUUUCUCUCUGUGAUCCCUGCUGACCAGUCAAUGCCAAUCAUCACAGACAGCGGCUAUCACAGUGUUUAGCUCGGACUUUUUAUGCAUUCAUUUUUUGUGUUAACUUCGUCCUUGUUUAAAUUAUAUUGAGGCAUUUUUGAUAAAAUGUAGAGCACAAGGGAGAGGGAGGAUGUUACAGACUUUGAAUGGCGUUCAAGCCCUUAGGAAAUACUCAAGUUUAAGUUUUUAUAUUACUAUUUUAAAGGCUGCAAAUGAAAAAAAAUGAAAAAACAUUGCACCUUAAGAGCAGUUGAUAUUGAUAAUUUGUAAAUACCUUGCAACUGUGUAUGAUUGAUUUAGUUAAAUAUCCAAUUUUGUACAUAAGAAACAUUCAUGUAAAGUGUAUCAAAAACAGAAUAUACUUGUUUUUAGUUUUAAAGGCGCGCUUGAUCCAAUGCUUGAACAAACAGCUCACUUAUCCGUAUCUAACGUCAUUUUUUUGUUACUCGGUUCAUCGGACAUGUUUUCCAUAGAUGUUGUAUAAAGCUUGUGUAAAGCUUGCUUAACCACCCAGUCUGUAUCGUAAGUAAGACUUGUGAAACAUACAGACGAGUCAUUUCCGGCAGAUUACUUCAACUUCGCUGAGCUUGAUUUGGCCAGAGCGCUCAUCAUAAGAAAAUAGUAUAUGUCCCCAAUUGUGAUAUUACAGCCAAGCCUUUUAAGGAAAAUGAAGUUAACCCUUUGUUUUAUCAUAAUCACAAUCAUAAUGAGCAUGUGUUAUUCAGGAUUGUGAAAUGACUUCCUCAUUGCUCUUCUUUGGAACUGCUGAGCCACUUCCACAGAGACACACCCCGUCACAGCAAAUAUGUAAACUCACAUGAACUCGUUUUACUAUAAAGUUCAGUUCAUUAUGUGCAAAGAAGACAUUGCUGCUGAUUGUUAAAUUGUUGUUUUAAUGUAAAACAAGCUAUUUUCUUAUUUAAAUUGUGUUGUAACAGAGGACAUUGUAUAUCUGCAAAUAACAAUCAAAAACAAGUG
This is a messenger RNA of Trematomus bernacchii (emerald rockcod), 2962 nucleotides long. RefSeq lists its product as uncharacterized. The transcript has 10 exons. Bases 125 to 2014 code for a protein of 629 amino acids. NCBI's taxonomy places the organism in Eukaryota, Metazoa, Chordata, Actinopteri, Perciformes, Nototheniidae. The record is from RefSeq and is a predicted model, not a curated record. Gene Ontology annotation, molecular function: protein binding.